Molecule: messenger RNA, 849 nt
Organism: Neocloeon triangulifer
Lineage: Eukaryota; Metazoa; Arthropoda; Insecta; Ephemeroptera; Baetidae
Gene: AP-2sigma
Product: AP-2 complex subunit sigma
Exons: 4
Coding region: 144-572 (142 amino acids)
Biological process (GO): intracellular protein transport; clathrin-dependent endocytosis
Cellular component (GO): AP-2 adaptor complex; intracellular membrane-bounded organelle; membrane coat
Molecular function (GO): clathrin-cargo adaptor activity
Source: RefSeq, a predicted model, not a curated record
GUAUUUAUUUUAGGUUGGCAAAACGUAAAAUCAAUUUUUGUUUUUAUUUCGGGAAACUCCCCCUGAAGUGUCAAAUUUUCUUCAAUCCGAUCAAGUCGUUACUCAUUCAUUGAUAUAGAAAACUCAAGGAAAAUCGAAGCAAAAUGAUCCGGUUUAUCUUGAUCCAAAAUCGUGCUGGCAAAACCAGGUUAGCCAAGUGGUACAUGAACUUUGAUGAUGACGAGAAGCAGAAAUUGAUUGAGGAAGUCCACGCCGUUGUCACAGUGAGAGAUGCGAAACACACUAAUUUUGUUGAGUUCAGAAAUUUCAAAAUCGUCUACCGCCGCUAUGCUGGCCUUUACUUCUGCAUUUGUGUGGACGUCAACGACAACAACCUUUGUUACUUAGAGGCGAUCCACAACUUUGUGGAAGUUCUCAACGAGUACUUCCACAAUGUCUGUGAGCUUGAUUUGGUGUUCAACUUCUACAAGGUCUACACCGUUGUUGACGAAAUGUUUUUGGCCGGGGAAAUUCGAGAAACUAGUCAAACCAAAGUUCUCAAGCAGCUGUUGAUGCUGAACUCACUGGAGUAACUUCGGGCUGCUAUCAAAACAUAAUAUAUUUGUCAUUAUUAUGUGAACUGAAAGCGCAAGUGUAAAAUUUAACAUAUAUACAAAUAAUUAUUGGUAAUGUAUUGCCAAUUACAAUGUCAUGUAGCAACAUCCUUCAUUCAAAGCUAAUCAUGACUUCCGUCGUCAUUCCAUUUCAUGUAUAAAAAAAUUAACUGGAUCGAAUUUGGUUUGUUUAGAUCUGAAAAUGUGAAGUCUUUAAAAUAACCUCAUGUAAUAGAAUAUUGAUAAUAAAAAACAU